AGCAAGGGGGAGGAACAGUAGUGGGAAUAUAAGAAGUGAUCUCCAGGUAGUAAAGUAAAAUUUCAUUUCCAGAGUGGCAAACAGAAAUUGGAGGAGGUGCAGAGGUGUCAUCUGUUUACAAGACGGUGUACGGACUGGAAUUGGCUUUCAUCAAACCAAUUGCAUCCAAUUUGCAGUCCUGCGUUAUUACUUGAAAACAAAAUGGGAUUGGAUGCAGAAACAGAAAGAAUAUGGAAAAAAUUUCAAGUGGAGGUUCCUCGGUGGAUGAAGCAAUCAACAGAAUACAUUGUGGAACUGCGCUCAAUUGCUGAUGCAAUUGUCGAUCAUCAUACAGAUGUCAUCAUCGCAAAAAAUGAAGGCACUAAAACACAAACCGUGGGGGGAAUCAUAGGUAUCACAGGACUAGUUGCUGCUCCUUUCACAUUCGGAAUCUCGCUAUUGCUCUCUGGGGCGGGGAUGGCGGUGGGCAUGGCCGGUAGGACCUCUAAUAACAAGUCCAAUUCUGCUAAUGAUGCAUACCAAAAAAAAAAACAGGAAAAAGUGAAUGAAAUUGUGGAACAAUACCUAAAAAUGACCGAACACCUGACAGGUAUAUUAACUCAGCUCAACCAAUCCUUGAUUGAAAUUGAAAGGAAGAGGAAACCAGCUGCAGACUUUGUUAGUAUCACCCAGGGUCUGGUGAACAGGACUCAGGAUGCAUUGAGAACAAUCAGAACUGUGGCAGUAAUUCAGGCAGAGCUCAGGUUAGCAUGGGAUAUCUUUCCCAUAAUGAAAGACGUGGAAGUACUUGGAAGAAAGAUAACUGAAAUAUCAACAAUGAUCGGACAGAUAGCUACAAUCAUGGAGGAGGAAAGGGGCAAUUUUGAGAAAACACUUUCAGAUAUCGAGGGGUGCGAUGAGUUGUAG
Amblyraja radiata (thorny skate) is the source of this 906-nucleotide messenger RNA. RefSeq lists its product as uncharacterized. Lineage: Eukaryota; Metazoa; Chordata; Chondrichthyes; Rajiformes; Rajidae. Gene Ontology annotation, molecular function: lipid binding. The record is from RefSeq and is a predicted model, not a curated record. Gene Ontology annotation, cellular component: extracellular region; membrane. Bases 202 to 906 code for a protein of 234 amino acids. The transcript is spliced from 3 exons. Gene Ontology annotation, biological process: lipid transport; lipoprotein metabolic process.